GCUUCUUUCCAACAGCUGAGCAAAUGCAGCUCUCUGUGGCCUCCUGCGGUUUGUAGGUGAUGGAAAGCCUUCGACUUUAGCAGACUACUCGUACAGACAUCUGGGGCUGCCUUUGUCCUAUAGUACUAAGUGCUGCGUUCCGGAUGUUUUCAUUGGGACUGGAGAUGAAAGCACUGGACUUUUAGACAUUUGUUUGAGCGUGUGCCCCUAGUCACCUGUCCUCCCUCAUGUGGGGAGACAGCAUGGUAUGAUGGUAGAAGAAUGCAGAGAUCUUUGUGGAUGGUUCUGAUCUCUGGGACUGCCUGAGUGGGAUGGAAACUGAAGUGCUUUCUCCACGUCUACUUAAGUCUUAGGGUUUGUUACAACUACCCAGGUAAUUCCACAGUGGGGAGAUCCAUCCUCAGACAAGUGCACAGUGGGGGCUGAUGUUCACAAACUGUAUGUAGAAAAUACCUGACCAAGCAUGUUAACUUAUGCCUGUAAUCCCAGUUGUCAGGGCAGAGGCAAGACAGUCUCUGAGUUCUAGGCCAGCCUGGUCUACAGCUCGAGUUCCAGGCUAGCAAGGGUGCACAUAGUGAGACCCUGUCUCAAAAAGGAAAGAAACGCUUUUCUAGCUCCCUGGCCAUCUUGGCGGCUGGUCUUGGUUGGGGGCUGUCCCGCACCUAAGAAAGGAAGAUGGUGGCCGCAAAGAAGAUGAAAAAGUCUCUGGAGUCAAUCAACUCUAGGCUCCAACUUGUUAUGAAAAGUGGAAAGUACGUGCUGGGGUACAAACAGACUCUGAAGAUGAUCAGACAGGGCAAAGCGAAAUUGGUUAUCCUUGCCAACAACUGUCCAGCUUUGAGGAAAUCUGAAAUAGAAUACUGUGCCAUGUUGGCUAAAACUGGUGUUCAUCACUACAGUGGCAAUAACAUUGAAUUGGGCACAGCAUGUGGAAAAUACUACAGAGUAUGCACACUGGCUAUCAUUGACCCAGGUGAUUCUGAUAUUAUUAGAAGCAUGCCAGAACAGACUGGUGAAAAGUAAACCAGGAAAGUUUUUCUUUAAUAAAACUUUACCAGAGCUCCUUUUAAAAACAAAAAAAAAAAAAAAAAGGAAAGAAACUUCGGGUACUCAAAGACAGGGAGAAAACACACUGAAUACAGGCUGUUAUCAUAUGAAGGGUAGAGAUGACCACCCAUUCUCACUGGUGUCUCAGAAUACUUUUUAAGCAUCCACAUUUUAUAGUUUAAAAACUCUAAAGGUCAUGGUAACAAUGUGCCAGUCUUGAUCAGGGUUCAAGAUACCAGCCUAUGCUGUGUAGCAAAACAAACAAUAACAAAACCCAAAACAUCCCCACCACCAAGAGUAAAACAAAUAUGUGUGAGUGUUCUGCUUACAGGUGUGGUUUCUCUGUGUUUUCAUAAAUACAUUGCUACCACUGAAUUAAACUUUUUGAAACAUUAGAAUUUUGUGACUAAAAUGUUGUCUUCAUGUCAAGUGUUGUG
Peromyscus californicus insignis is the source of this 1484-nucleotide messenger RNA. RefSeq names its product 60S ribosomal protein L30-like. The transcript has a single exon. NCBI's taxonomy places the organism in Eukaryota, Metazoa, Chordata, Mammalia, Rodentia, Cricetidae. Gene Ontology annotation, molecular function: structural constituent of ribosome; RNA binding. The record is from RefSeq and is a predicted model, not a curated record. Gene Ontology annotation, cellular component: cytosolic large ribosomal subunit. Bases 676 to 1023 code for a protein of 115 amino acids.